Molecule: messenger RNA, 1236 nt
Organism: Anthostomella pinea
Lineage: Eukaryota; Fungi; Ascomycota; Sordariomycetes; Xylariales; Xylariaceae
Source: the annotation of a GenBank genome assembly
AUGGUUGCUUCUACCACCGCUGUUGCCCUCGCUGCCGUUGUUGCGGGCCUCACAUCGGCAUCACCCAACGCGCCCCGGACCAAGGUUGGCACGUUCUCCCUUCCCCAGGUUCGGAACCCCGGCUUCAAGAAACACGGUCCCGCGCAGUUGGCCAAGACGUAUGUCAAGUAUGGCGCCUCGCUGCCCGACGGCCUGGCCCGGACCAUGGCCACUUUCAAUGGUCGCUUCGACAAGCGCGACUCGGGAAGCGCAAGAGCCAGCCCCGAGCAGUACGACAUCCAGUACUUGACUCCCGUCGAAAUCGGCACUCCGCCUCAGACACUCAACCUGGAUGUUGACAGCGGCUCUUCCGACCUGUGGGUCUUCAGCACCGAGAUGCCCGCGAGCUCGGUCAAGGGACAGGCCCAGUACGACCCCAGCAAGAGCAGCACCGCCAAGAGGGUGCAAGACGCCACCUGGAACAUCACGUACGGUGACAACAGUUAUUCCGAGGGCAUCGUAUACAAGGACGUCGUCAACGUCGGGGGCGUCUCAUUCGACGCCCAAGCCGUUGAAGCCGCUACCGCCGUAUCCCAGACGUUCACGACAGAUGCGAACGACGACGGAUUGUUGGGUCUGGCCUUCAGCACCAUCAACACGGUGCAGCCGUCCCAGGAGAAGACCUUCUUUGACAACGUUGCCAGCGAGCUUGACGCUGCUCUUUGGACCGCUGACCUCAAGUAUCAUAAAUCCGGUUGUUAUGAUUUUGGUGUCAUCGACGACUCGAAAUACACUGGUCAAAUCACCUAUACCGACGUCGACUCGAGCGACGGAUUCUGGAUGUUCGAUGUCUCCGGCUACGGCAUUGGCAACAAUACGUUCCAGUCCACAUCCUUCCAGGGCAUCGCCGACACGGGCACCACCCUGGCGAUGCUACCUGCUCAAGUCGUCAAGGCCUACUACAAACAAGUUCGUGGCGCCAAGCUCGACAACAGUCAGGGAGGCUACGUUUUCCCCUGCCAGGCCAACCUCCCCUCCUUUGUGUAUGGAGUCGGGAAUGCGAGAUACGAAAUCCCAGGCCAGUACAUCAACUACGCUCCCGUCGACAAUGAUGGAACCACCUGCUUCGGUGGCAUCCAAUCUGAUGCCGGCAUCGGCUUCGCCAUCCUGGGAGACAUUUUGCUGAAGUCCGCUUUCGUGGUCUUCGACGCGUCUGAGAACGUUCCGCGAUUGGGAUUUGCCAAGAAGGAGCUGUAG